Colletotrichum graminicola M1.001 is the source of this 549-nucleotide messenger RNA. RefSeq lists its product as uncharacterized. Gene Ontology annotation, molecular function: protein serine/threonine kinase activity; ATP binding. Gene Ontology annotation, biological process: autophagy; peptidyl-serine phosphorylation; protein autophosphorylation. Gene Ontology annotation, cellular component: cytoplasm; autophagosome. NCBI's taxonomy places the organism in Eukaryota, Fungi, Ascomycota, Sordariomycetes, Glomerellales, Glomerellaceae. The coding region runs from base 1 to 549 and encodes 182 amino acids. The record is from RefSeq and is a predicted model, not a curated record. The transcript has a single exon.
AUGGUUAUGGACCUCGCCGCUGGCUUGGCUUUCCUUCAUGAAAACGGCAUCGUCCACCGCGACGUCAAGCCCGACAACCUGCUAGUCUGUGACAGUCUGCAGCGCAAGAGUCUGCAGCCGUGGGGCAUUGCUCCGGUAAUGCUAAAGCUCUGCGAUUUUGGGUGCUCUGUCAUUCUCUCAGACUAUAAUCAGGGCUAUGUUUUUACCCACACUGUGGGAACGCCGGGGUGGAUGGCGCCCGAGGUCGAGCAGGGGUUGCCGGUGGACUCGGGCUUGCUCUUCAAGACGGAUCUCUACAGUCUGGGACUUGUGGCUGCGCACAUAUUCAAGAGUAGGCGGCUGUCGCCGAGUCCAGGUCCCGAUCUCAGGACAACGCCUGCAGACGUUAGAGCUCGGAAACGCAAGCAUGGUGAACGAGACGAAGGCGACGAGUCUGUUGAUGGGCUAAGCAUACUCGCGGAGCAGCCCGAUGUAACUACGCAGAGGGCCAACAAAAACGACCAAGGUAUUGGGAAAGGAACUACGGGACCUCUGGCCAACAGACGCUGA